AUGUCCACAUUAAGAGGAACUCCGUCAACCACUCCUGGUGGGAAGGGUUAUGAUUCAAUUAUGAAGGUAUUGCUAGUUGGAGAUUCUGGCGUAGGCAAAUCUUGUUUGCUAGUCCGUUUUGUGGAGGAUAAAUUUAGUCCAUCGUUCAUUACAACAAUUGGGAUUGACUUCAAGAUCAAGACUGUGGACAUCGAUGGUAAGAAGAUAAAGCUUCAGCUAUGGGACACCGCAGGCCAGGAGAGGUUUAGAACCAUCACGACUGCAUAUUACCGUGGAGCGAUGGGUAUUAUCUUGGUGUACGAUGUGACCGACGAAAGAACAUUUGAGAAUAUAAGGCAGUGGUUCUCUACAGUGAACCAACAUGCUACGGAGGAUGCGCAGAUAUUGUUGGUUGGUAACAAGAAGGACAUGGACACAAGGGCGGUAACAUAUGAGCAAGGUGAGAGUUUGGCAAAGGAACUCGGAGUUCCGUUUAUUGAAGCCAGUGCCAAAGACGACGAAAAUGUCAGUGAUAUCUUUUUCACACUAGCAAAGAUAAUCCAAGAGAAGAUUGACAACGAUAGGCUAGUGGGGAAUUUUGGCAGAGAGGGAAAUGUCAACAUUUCCUCUUCUGGCAACCUUUCCUCCUCGAACUGCUGUUGA
Molecule: messenger RNA, 642 nt
Organism: Eremothecium cymbalariae DBVPG#7215
Lineage: Eukaryota; Fungi; Ascomycota; Saccharomycetes; Saccharomycetales; Saccharomycetaceae
Gene: SEC4
Product: Rab family GTPase SEC4
Exons: 1
Coding region: 1-642 (213 amino acids)
Biological process (GO): regulation of exocytosis; protein localization to plasma membrane; protein secretion
Cellular component (GO): plasma membrane; endosome
Molecular function (GO): GTP binding; GTPase activity
Source: RefSeq, a predicted model, not a curated record